AUGGCUGAGGAGGAGGUUGUGGGAGCCGAGGCGGGAAGCCCUAAGCCGUCGGAUCACAAGCGGAAGCUGGAAGAUUUGGAGCCCGAAGCACAACAGGAGAUAGUUGACCUCACCUCCGACGGGCCGGAUGAUCCGAAUGUGGAGCCCGAUGCGGCCAAUGAAGUGGAUGUGCCGCCUUCAGAUGAAUCUGAAGCGAAAAGGCCUCGUCUUGAAGACAAGCCCGAUGAAAUAGCCAAUGAGAAUGGCUACCAAGAGGAGAAGGUAGAACAACCAGAAAAGGAGAAUGAGGAUCAGCUGAAUGUUGAUAGUGGCCAUUCAGAGCAUCCUCAGCCUCCAUCUGUGGAAGUUACAGAAUCAGUGAAGAACCAGCAAAAACCCGAAGUUAAUGAACAACAUUAUGAUAUAAACGGUGAACAAAGUGAGACCCAAAAGCUUUCUGAGAAUUCUGUGGCGGAAGAUGCUCAAGAACCCCCUCAAGAGGUGUCUCAACCACACUACGCUGAGGAACCUCAGCAAGGUGACGCUUACACUUCUGCAAAUCAUAAUUUGACACACAAAAUGGAGGUUCCUAAUAAUAAGGUUGGGGUUCUAAUUGGCAAGGCUGGGGAUACCAUAAGGUACUUGCAAUACAACUCUGGAGCAAAAAUUCAGAUAACAAGGGAUUCUGAUGCAGAUCCAUAUUCUGCAACCAGGCCUGUGGAGAUAAUAGGAAGUUCGUUUAGCAUAAGCAAAGCAGAGAAGCUUAUAAAUGCUGUUAUUGCAGAGGCUGAUGCAGGGGGUUCUCCUUCUUUGGUGGCUAGGGGUGUUGCUACUGCACAGGCUGCUGCAGCCGCAGAACAAAUUCAGAUACAAGUUCCGAAUGAGAAGGUUGGCUUGAUAAUAGGCAGAGGUGGGGAGACCAUUAAAGGUCUGCAGACCAGAUCAGGGGCACGUAUCCAGUUGAUACCCCAACAUCUCCCGGAGGGGGAUGAAUCUAAAGAAAGGACGGUGCGAGUAACUGGUGAUAAGAAGCAAAUUGAAGUGGCAAGAGAAUUGAUAAAGGAAGUUAUGAAUCAGACUGUGAGGCCAUCACCUCUCUCCAGUGGUUUUAACCAUCAGGGUUAUCGGCCCCAUGGACCAGGUGGUCCUCAAUGGGGUCCACGAGGGCCUCAUCUACCCCAGCAAUCUACCUAUGAUUAUCCGCAACGAGGACCAUAUCCAUCCCAUAAUCCUCAUUACCCUCCUGCAUAUGGAAGUUAUCCUCAACAUAUGGGUCCAAGAAGUGGCUUUGGAUCUGGUUGGGAGCAAAGGCCACCUCCUAGCAUGCAGGGGAUGCCUCCGCAUGGUGCUGGUUAUGAUUACUACAGUGGACAAGGACCUGAUGCCCCAGUAUCUGCCCAACAUUCAGCUCCUGUUCCUUCUCAUGUUCCUGGCCCUUCUCCUAACCCUACAAUGGCCCCACCCCCGUCUCAAGCAAAUUACAAUUAUGGACAGCCACAUGGUCCAGAUUAUGGGCAUCCAGCACCUUAUUCCCAGACUGCACCUCCUCAGCAUAGCUAUGGGCAUGGGUACGAAGAACCAAAAUAUGAUAAUCAUGCUCCAACACAGCAUCCCUAUGGAGGGCAUGGGACUUCUCAGCCAUAUCCACAAACUGGAGCUCAGCCAGGUUAUGGUCCACAGCAGCAUUAUGGCAAGCCACAAUCAUAUGGCAUGGCAUCACAGGGGCCAGCUCCCCAGUCUUAUGGCCCUCCUAGGGCUGGUCAACCAGGAGACGCAACUUAUCAGGGUGCUGCACCAGCUCAAUCAUAUGGUCCGAAUGUUACAGCCCAACAACCAUAUCCGUAUGCAUCUAGUGUGCCUGCACAGCAGACCUAUCCUACAUAUGGUACUGCCCCAACUGAUGGGUAUAAUCAACCACCGCCUGUCUCUGGCUCAGGAUAUCCACAGCAAGGAGGACAACCGGUUAGUUAUGGCCAGCCUGGAGCGCAGCAGGCACCCGGCUAUGCACAAGUGGCUCCUACUGCAGGUUACACACAAUACGCAUCUACUCAACAAGGUUACACUGAGCAGUCUGUGCCAAACGCAGCAGGUUAUGGGUACCAAGGGUCUCAAGACCCCGUAUAUGGAGGUGUCUCUGCAUCAACCUAUGGUGCCCCAGCAGCUGCGCAGCCAGGUUAUGCCCAACCAACAACCCAACAAAGUUACGAUCAGUCAGUCCCACAGUCUGCUGGUUAUGGAGCUGCGCCAACUGCUUCAGCUGGUUAUGGGAAAACAGUUUCACCUCAGCCUGGUUAUCCUCAGUAUGACUCGAGUCAAAUGUAUGCUGCUGCACCGCGCUGA
This is a messenger RNA of Prunus armeniaca (apricot), 2319 nucleotides long. The record is from the annotation of a GenBank genome assembly. NCBI's taxonomy places the organism in Eukaryota, Viridiplantae, Streptophyta, Magnoliopsida, Rosales, Rosaceae.